Molecule: messenger RNA, 1245 nt
Organism: Pipistrellus nathusii (Nathusius's pipistrelle)
Lineage: Eukaryota; Metazoa; Chordata; Mammalia; Chiroptera; Vespertilionidae
Source: the annotation of a GenBank genome assembly
AUGGCGGGGAAGGCGGCCGCCCCGGGCACCGCGGUGCUGCUGGUCACGGCCAACGUGGGCUCGCUCUUCGACGACCCGGAUAACCUGCAGAAGAACUGGCUCCGGGAGUUCUACCAGGUCGUCCAUGCCCACAAGCCGCACUUUAUGGCCCUGCACUGCCAGGAGUUCGGGGGAAAGAACUAUGAAGCCUCCAUGUCACACGUGGACAAGUUCGUCAAAGAACUUCUGUCAAGCGAUGCGAUGAAGGAAUAUAACAGGGCUCGUGUCUACCUGGACGAGAACUACAGGUCCCAGGAGCACUUCACGGCUCUUGGAAGCUUUUAUUUUCUUCACGAAUCCUUAAAAAACAUCUACCAGUUUGACUUCAAAGCUAAGAAGUAUAAAAAAGUCACUGGCAAAGAGAUCUACUCAGACACGUUGGAGAGCACGCCCAUGCUGGAGAAAGAGAAGUUCCCUCAGGACUACUUCCCCGAGUGCAAAUGGUCAAGAAAAGGCUUUGUUCGAACAAGAUGGUGCGUCGCGGACUGCGCCUUUGACUUGGUGAACAUCCACCUUUUCCAUGACGCCUCCAAUCUGGUCGCUUGGGAGACCAGCCCCUCCGUGUACGCGGGCAUCCGGCACAAGGCCCUGGGCUACGUGCUCGACAGGAUCAUUGACCAGCGAUUCGAGAAAGUAUCCUACUUUGUCUUUGGUGACUUCAACUUCCGACUGGAUUCCAAGUCCGUGGUGGAGACUCUCUGCACAAAGGCCACGAUGCAGACGGUCCGGGCCGCUGACACCAACGAAGUCGUGAAGCUGAUUUUCCGGGAGUCAGACAACGACCGGAAGGUGAUGCUGCAGCUGGAAAAGAAACUGUUCGACUACUUCAACCAGGAGGUUUUCCGAGACGACAACGGCACUGCGCUCCUAGAAUUUGACAAAGAGCUGUCUGUCUUUAAGGACAGGCUGUAUGAACUGGACAUCUCGUUCCCUCCCAGCUACCCGUACAGUGAGGAUAGCAGCCAGGGCAGGCAGUACAUGAACACCCGGUGCCCCGCCUGGUGCGACCGCGUCCUCAUGUCCCCGUCGGCCAAGGAGCUGAUUCUGAGGUCGGAGAGUGAGGAGAAGGUUGUCACCUACGACCACAUCGGGCCCAACGUCUGCAUGGGAGACCACAAGCCCGUGUUCCUGGCCUUCCGCGUGGCGCCCGGGGCAGGGAGGCGAUGCCAGCGACACGAGAGGACCCUUCGCGAGCCCUGCCUGUAG